AUGGAGGACGAAGAGAGGAAAACCAAAAUUUUAUUAACGUAUGGGUCCCAGUACGGAAAUGCUUAUGAUUGCAGCAGAAUCCUUUUCUACGAAUUGUAUCGAAGCUUCCACAUCGAUUUUCUAUCCCUGAAUGAUAUCAAUUUGAUGAGUCUCCAAAGGUACGAAAAUGUUAUUAUAAUUGUUAGCACUACAGGAUAUGGCUGCUACACAAAUAACAUGUCCAAAUUUUGGCUAGCUAUACAUAGGGGUAAUAUAAGGCUUGACGAAGGUACCUAUUUUCAUUUGUUCGGAUUGGGUGAUAGUGCAUAUGAUAAUUAUAACAUAGUAGCGAAAAAAUUAAAAAAAAAAUUAAAAUCUCUCAAUGCAAAUAUUGUAAAUUACAAUUUAGGCAAUUAUCAACACCCUUCAAUGCAUUUUUCAAACUUUAAUAUUUGGAGAAAUAAUGUCUAUCGAUUUUUGAUGAGCAGAUAUACCUCCUUUCAGUUAAAUGAGGAUGUCCCUCGGUUGUACUCCAUCAGGAGGGUAGAUCAAUUAGCAGGUGAAGCGGAUAUCGACCAGGAGAAGGGAAAAAAGGAAAAAUAUAACUACACCAAUGGAAGGUGCGAUUAUAAGUCUACUAGUGAAGAAAAAUACAUAGAGGAUAUUCACUCCAAUGAGGAACAACAAAUCGAAAGAGAUUCAUCCAAAAGGGGGGAGGAGCAUAUGCAAGAUACCCAUAGUGGGUAUAGUAUGGCUUCCCAAAUUGGUGACUUCGAACCGGAUGACUACUUUUGUAAAUUAUUAAAAUUUUCGAAAUUUGAAAUUUUAAAAAAUGAGAGGUGCACAGGAAAGUCCCAUUUCCAAGAUGUAAGGUGCAUGGACCUGAUGGCACCACCCUCCCUAUCCUUUAAUGUGAGCAGCUUGUUAAAUGUUUACCCAUUUCUAAACGAGAAGAAAACGAAAGAGGUAUUGAAGAUGUUAAAUAUUAAUUAUGAUGAGUAUGUUAUUGUUCAGUACAACUACCCCGAGGGUAAAAAAAGUAUCACAGAUGGCGUUCCGAUUAAUAAAAGAAUAAAAAUACUACACCUUUUUAUGUACUUCCUAGAUUUAAGCAAAAUGGUUACCCCCAUCUUUUUCACCUAUUUAAGUAAAAGAACAACGAGCGAAAUGCACAGGAAGAAAUUUCUACAACUGGCAGACACAAACGAAAUAGCAGAUUAUUUUUCCUACAUCUAUCAGGACAGAAGAUCCUACUACGAUAUCUUUUGCGAUUUUUACAGUUACAUACAAGUUGAUGUAACUUUUCUCGUGAACACUCUUCCGGGCAUUCAACAAAGAUCCUAUUCCAUAAUGAACCCAAAGGAAUAUUAUAAUUAUGUAAAAAUAAAAUUUAACCCUUACCAUUUCUAUCUACAUACUGUAAAUCCAUUUUUUUCAUCCCUCUUAUCCUUUUUAAAGAUCCAUUUUGGCGCAAGAAAUAUUUUGGCUCAUUAUACAGAAGAAAUGUGGACAAGUCGUACCUUGAAAUUUGUAAACUUCAUGAGGGGAAAAUUAAGCAACCGAAGGAACAACAUAAUCGAGCUACUGGUUAGUCUUUACCAAGUGGAAAUAAACAAAAAUAAAAAGGUGGUGGGUCUCUGUUCAGAUUAUUUAGUCAAUUCGAAAGAAGGAUCUUUUAUUUACGCACAAAUUCAGGAUAGCUUAUUGUGGUUUAAUAAAAAUGUUCUAAACUUAGGCUACCGAAUUGUAUACAUUUCUACUGGCUCGUCCUUUAGUAGCUUUCUCGGCGUUAUCAGAUACCGCCACGAUUUGCACAUAAAGGGAAAAUCUACAAAAAAGGGAAUAGGCGAAAAGGAGCAGCAUGCAAUGGCUACUCCGCGCUUGAAAGAUUUUCUCUUCCUUGGACUUCGCAACAGGUUGCACGACUUUUACUUCGAAGAUGUUCUCCGAGGGGUUACCUAUUUCAACAACAUUUUUGUGGCCUUCUCUAGGGACCCCAAGGACAAUUUUUCUUUUCUUAACAGGGAGGUGGAACUGAAUAGUGAGUAUAGUGCCCCUAGCGGUGGCACUGGCGAUGACCGCGACGAUUGCGGUGAACUCAAGGGCUACCCACACAUUCACUACGAACACGUAAAACAACUUCUAAGUGAGAAGAAGAAAAUAUACGUAACUGACGUCGUGCUGGCCAUGCAGGAUUGUAUGUACGAACUCUUAACGGAGCGGAACACGAUAUUCCUCGUGUCGGGAAAAUCGCGCCCCUUCGCGCAGAACCUUAUGAAGACCUUUGGGAACAUCAUCAAGCAGAAGGAGCCGCACAGAACGGAGGAGAAUAUUCAAUCCUUUUUAAAAAAAAAAGUGGAUGAUUUUUCAAUAAUAGUUGAAUCAUGGUACUAA
Plasmodium knowlesi strain H is the source of this 2373-nucleotide messenger RNA. RefSeq names its product NADPH--cytochrome P450 reductase, putative. Gene Ontology annotation, molecular function: flavin adenine dinucleotide binding; oxidoreductase activity; FMN binding. NCBI's taxonomy places the organism in Eukaryota, Apicomplexa, Aconoidasida, Haemosporida, Plasmodiidae. Gene Ontology annotation, cellular component: cytosol. The coding region runs from base 1 to 2373 and encodes 790 amino acids. The transcript has a single exon. The record is from RefSeq and is a predicted model, not a curated record.